AUGACUGGGCAGGAGGAGACUGCCUCUCUGAUAUCAUCGAGCCGCUUGGAUUACCAAACUACUGAUCAUGUAAACGGUGCAAGGGAAGUUCUAGAUGAGGGACUGGAGUUUGUAGCUGAACAAGCAAGUGUUGCCGUAUUUGAAAAUGCAAUGGCAAAUGAUCAGUCCGAAGAAGAAGAUGAUACCGUCGAGGUGGGGUGGACAAGGGCUAUGCGUACAAGGCACCAGGAUCUAAGCUUCUAUCAAAGGCCAAGUAUGUUAGUUUUGUGUACCUUGCUAGUGUUGCUCUGUGUGACAGAGUCACUAUGUUUUACGCCGGCGAUUGCUUUGACUAUGAAGAAGAUCUGCGAUGGGUUGUUGGAAGUCAAUGAUGCGGCUGCAGAUCUAGCUAAACGUGAAUGUGAUCCAAAAAAGGUUCAAGCUAUAAUGUCAGGGAUAACAUCUCUUUUGUCGAUAAGCACUGGCUUAAUAGGCACCUUCAUGUCCGCAAAAUGGGGGGAACUAUCCGACAGGAUCGGUAGAGUCCGCGUAUUCGGAUAUAUAGCAUUCAUUAAAAUAUUCGGCAAUGCGAUACAAUUAUAUGCGUUAUCGCCAGCUGUGAGGUAUCAUAAGUGGGGGAUAAUCCUUGGACUAUCGAUCUCGCCGUUUAGCGGAGGAAUCCUAGCUGCCGUGGCAAUUGGAAAUAGCUAUGUGGCGGAUAUUAUGGAGUCCGAACACAGAGCACUGUCCAUGAGUAUUAUGAUGAGCGCAAUAUAUGCGUCCAUAGGUUUAGGGCCAAUGUUGAGUGGGAUUUUGAUCAACAUGUUCAAUGGUAACAAUGCAGCACCUAUUUACUUUUCCCUGCUAACCGGUUCUUUAUCGGCAAUAUUAUGUUUGACUGCGAUACACGAGCCACGCCACGAAGACGCUUUAAAACUCUCACACACUCAUUUCAUGGAGAGGAAGGACAGUCUCUCCAGUUCGAAACCAAACGUCAAAGUAGCUGCAACCUUAUUUUCUAGAACAAGAGAGUACUUAAGAUUCUGUUCUCUACAGGCGAUUGAUGUGUUGUCACCCGUGAAAAUAUUAUGGCUGAAACCCACUGCCAGCGGCUCACUCAUCCCACGUUACACAGUGGUACUCCUUUUGAUAAUCGACGUCCUCUUCCUAUGUAUGACGUCCGCCUCAAUGUCGACAAUUGUUUUGUAUGCAACUUACAAAUUCGAUUGGCGAGCAGUGAAGCUCGGUUACUUCAUCUCAAUCUCGGGACUCGGCAAAGCUGCCGUGCUGAUGUUGCUCUCUCCAGCUAUGCUGUAUGCGUUGAAGAAACACUACAGGUCGCUUAACAACUCCAUUGACCAAAUCGACGUGUUUUGUAUCAGGCUGUCGAUGGUACUUCUGACGCUCAGCACACUAAUUGUGCUGCUCGAUAACGAAAACGAAAGCUCACUAUUCGUGCUAGCGGUGUUGCAUGCAUUAAGUGCCUUUUGCUCACCCACUUUACAAUCAUCAAUCAUAAAGUACUGUUCCAAGAAGUUCACAGGCCAGUGCUUCGGUGGUAUGGCACUGAUCCGCUCGGCCGUGAUGCUUGCCCUGCCUCCCGUGUUCCUGAUGAUAUACGGUUCCACAGUCUCUUUCAGACCGGAAAUUUUCCUCUACGUCAUCUCAGCCUGCGGCGUGCUAGCUAUCGCUCUGACAUUUUUUCUACGAAUCGUCGAGGAUAACAACGUACUAAGAAGACCUUCCGAAGUUGCUUUAAAUGCACCCGGAAGGCAAGACGUAUCGCAAGUGGCAUCUCGAAGAGCUUCUACCGCUCAGUCACUACGACAAAAUAGAUAG
Molecule: messenger RNA, 1818 nt
Organism: Zygotorulaspora mrakii
Lineage: Eukaryota; Fungi; Ascomycota; Saccharomycetes; Saccharomycetales; Saccharomycetaceae
Exons: 1
Coding region: 1-1818 (605 amino acids)
Biological process (GO): transmembrane transport
Cellular component (GO): membrane
Molecular function (GO): transmembrane transporter activity
Source: RefSeq, a predicted model, not a curated record